Messenger RNA from Ornithodoros turicata, 1010 nucleotides. RefSeq lists its product as uncharacterized. Lineage: Eukaryota; Metazoa; Arthropoda; Arachnida; Ixodida; Argasidae. The record is from RefSeq and is a predicted model, not a curated record. The transcript is spliced from 5 exons. Bases 189 to 947 code for a protein of 252 amino acids.
CGAAAGUUGUGGUACGGUGAGAGGGUACCUUCAAGGCCGCCAACUUCACCCCUUUUGUUUGACGUCGCCACCGCGGAGGGGAAAAUUUCCGUUUUUGUGCGAUAGUAUAAGGCUAUAUAUACAGAUCGGCGCCGGGAACGGAAGCGCACAUUUCCUACAUCGCGCGGUUAGCUCAGGAUCCAGCCGACAUGAAGUUCGCAGCGGGAGCAAUGUGCCUAGCGCUGGCAGUCACCUUGGUGCACUCGAUGCCCCAGGGCUAUUCCGUGACAUCUUUCACGUCCGAAAGCCUCGGGCCGGAAGGUUUCAUUACGGGACGAUCUGGCUUCAGUGACUCCUCCGGAAAGAAGCACUUCACCACGUAUAUGAUUGGGCCAGAUGGCAAACGCAAGAUACUGAAAGACGAACCCGAGGGCGACAUCGAGGGACGCAGGUUGCUCGACGAAGCUACAAAGCCCGUCAGCAUGCCCAACUUCGGCUUCAAUAACUUCAACAACUUCAACGAUUUCGUGAGGCCCGACUUCUUCAGGUUCCCACAAGUUCAGUUCCCGCAAGUUCAGUUCCCACAGUUCCAGUUUCCGCAAGUCCAAUUCCCAUCCGCUCUGUUCCCUCGUGAACUGUUUCCCCCAUUCUUCACCGGGUUCGGAGGCAACGGCGAUCAGCCACGCACGGAUGAGGGCUACGGUCCAGGACAGGGCGGUCCAGGACAGGGUGGUCCCGUCGAUGGUGCCGGACCUGGUGGUGAGGGCGGUGCAGGUGGCGAACAGCCCAUUCCCGACUACCCCAACGCUGGCGGAGCAGAAGGUACGCCUGGCGAUGCAGUUCCCAACCCUGGCACCGAGGAACGCAAGACCGAUUCCGAACCCCAACCUAACCCCCCACCGGUAGAAGGUCCCACCGAAAGCAAUGACAUUCCUAAGGACGAGUCCGCUACAGCUGGUCCGCAGUAAAACAUUCUGCUAAAUAACGAAACGCUUUUAGUGUACACCAAUAAACAUCGCGCGCAUCUUUUA